AUCAUGCAACUCGCGAGCUUGAGGGCUAAGGAUGACCUUAACUGGCCACUGCUCGUGGACGCGUUCCUCAAACAGAGCGGCGCACAUAUGGACAGAACUGUAAAUGCAGGACCGCGUCCAUGGCGCUGAUGCGAAGGCAUUUAGUCCUUUGAGCGCUGCCGGAGUCGCCGCAGCUGAGAAGACGAGCAGAAGGUUGAAAAAGGUACGCCACCCUAGCUUCACUGACCGCCAGACGACAAUGCGUAGAACGACCAUUGCUCCUGCUCUAGCAUUGAGACUGCCCUCACCUGCGCUACUUUGUGCGAUUUAACUUAUGAUCACGACAUAGAACUCCCCAGUCUGAAGCACAACACGUUCUCAGCACGAUGUCUACAGAUCAACCCGCCAUCGGAAGAGAGGUUGGUAAAGUCGACACAGAUUCAGGCGGUCUGGCCAGAUAUUCUCUGAAACUCCUUCUACCUCCCGGUAUUACUCAUGACGUGGAACCGGAACUCUCCCUCGAGUACUGCCAAGGUGGACCAAAUGGUAGUCUUGGGGCCGGGUGGGCGUUGGGAGGUCUCUCUUGCGUCCGCCGGGGACCAUCUUCGCUGGCAUACGACAGCUUCAAUCCACCGCCAGCCGAUCAUGAUGUGACGAAGCCCAAGCUGAACCUCGAUGGUGCUGAGCUGUUGCUUACCUCCGGCACCUAUGAAGGCGCGGAUGCAGAAUAUACAACAGAGGUGGAAAACGUCAGGCGCACUAUCAUUCCGGUCGGACCUGGAUUCCAUGUCAAAGAGUCUACCGGAAAACGUCUGGAAUAUGGCACGACCGAAGAUUCCAGAGUGCUCGUCUCUGGCUCGCAGAAUGUGCGGGAAUGGCGUCUCAAAAAGGUGACAGACUACCAUGGCAACUACAUGACCUAUAAUUACACGGGCUACCCGCGAGGUCGCAACGUCCAGCAGCUGGACGACAAUGCAUGUUAUCUGUCGAGCGUGGAAUACUCUGGGAACGAAAAGACUGGUAUUCGAGCAGCUCGCAUCGUGCAGUUGGAGUACAGCGAUCGUCCAGAUGUGAUGAUCCAGACUGUGCAGGGCGAUCUGUGUAGGUGGGCAUCAAUCCUUACUUCAGUCCACAUUGGGUGGUUACAUGAAGGGAACAUGAAACCUUACCUCACUUAUGAACUCGCAUAUUCGAGGUCUAUUGACACGGGUGAUUCCUAUCUGAAGUCGAUCACGGAAACAUCGACAUCAGAUGGCAAGAAGGUUAGCUUGCUGCCAUCCACUUUUGGUUAUACGACUGCAUUGCCGGCCGGCGCAAUUGGCAAAGACCUCUUUAAGCCAGCCUCACCACCGACGAUCAACCUGCCAGCCACAACGAGCAACAUUGCACUAUUCCCUCUGAACAUAAGUGGCCGUUGCAUGGCAGAUCUGGCUUGUGUGCGUUACAACAAAGCUACACGACAGCUGUCGAUCAAGACGUACCUCGCAGAAAGACAAGUUGAUGGCACAGUGUCUUGGAACCCUUCAACAGGCCCAGGCGCUGAAGCCACAUUGCAAUCUGUCAGCAUGAAGGACGGCUUUCCCAGCAUUCUGAGUCCGGACAUGAACAACGACGGUCGAGCAGAUUUUGUCGUCCCGUAUCCUGAUGCUGACAACAGAGUAUGUUUCUCUAUCUCCCAGUGCGUUGGCACAGGAUACAAGAACGCAACGCCGAAGAAGACGAAUCUACCUUGGACCGCUGGGUCCAAGUUCAUGGCCAUGGAUCUCACCGGGCGAGGAACAGUAGACAUCGUGCAGAUAUUUACCGACAAGCAGAAACUGGCUUUCAGGAAUUUCCCCGCACUGAAUCGAGAUGGGCAGGUUGAUCUUCGAGACGCUAUUCUCUCGCCGACCGCAUACGAUAACGUAAAUACUAUCGAUUGGUUUCAGCUUCGUCAUGCUGUCACAGAUACCAAAAGUCUCGUAAGAAUCUGGGCAAAGGAUCUCGGGAUGGGCCAGGUCCAAUUAAUGGCUACUACAUUCAGUCUGGUCAAGGCGUUGGAUUCAACUGCUGGCUUCAAAGAGACUGCAAAGUCGGCACUCGGAAAACCCAUUCAAUCUGGUAUUGACAAAGUCAAGCCGAGCGUCCUCCCGUGUGACAUCAAUGCCGAUGGCGUUCAAGAUGUGGUCCUUGCACGAGCGGAGUGGAAAGGUGGUAUGGUGGUGUUCACUUUUGACAUCUUCUUGGGCGACGGUGCUGGUGGUUUUAAGAAAUACGGAGACACAGUGUCAAAAUCAAUCGCCGCAGAGCAACCACUUAGUAGCGAUCGACCUGGCGAGUUCUACGUCACCAACGCCAAUGGUUCAAAUUAUCCAAGUCUGAGCUAUGUCUACCAGGAGCGAACAAUGAAAUCAUACCUCUCUCUGACUGUAGAGGGACGCAGUGAUGGCUUGUUGACUGAGAUUACGUCGACCACUAUCGCCAGGAACCUGCCGGGCAAGAACAUGCAAGUCGUUUCGUCAGAUAUCAACGGGAAUGGGACAGGAGAUUGGCUCUUCCAUACCAUCGAAAAUGGCGUGCCUCGCGUGGUUCCUGUAUACAAUCAAGCUAAUGCGACUGGCUUGCUAUCAUGGGCGCAGGACCCAAUGGGACUGCGGUCGAGCCUGACAUACGGCUCUCUGACUGAUCCUGCUGUCUACAACCCGCAAGUUGACUGGACCAGAUACGAGAAUACUACUAAGGAUGGCUACACUGUUAUUGCGGCGCCGAGCCUUGUCGUAACCCAGCUUCAGCAUCGCAAUGAUGCCUCUAUCAACAGUUUCGACUACAGUGUCACCAUCAAGAAGUCUUACGAGAAAGCUCGAGUCAGUGUAUCUGGACGAGGAUGGCAGGGCUUUGAACAGAUCCACAGUACCAACGUCGUUGAUGGCGUAUUGACAUCUGAAAAGUAUCACCAAAGCUGGCCGCUCACUGGUACCAAGUCGCAGGUCGAUACCAAACAAGCCAGCGACGGCACUCUGCUGCGCUCUGUCAAGACUUCAUUUGGAGUGCGCUCGAGGGCUGUUGGCCCAUGGAAAGUGUAUCGUAUCAAUCGCCUGCUCGAGCAGACUGAUCUGAUUGACUCAGGAUCCCCCGUAAGGUCGAACGCUACCCAAUAUGCCUAUGAUGAUUUGGGCAAUAUGGUGCUACGAUCGCUGUGGGAGACUCAGCGGGACCAGCUGAUGUUCCAAUCGUGGAAGCGCUGCUCUUACACUGCCAUUGAUGGCGUGACGAACGUACUGGUGGCAGAAAAGCUGAGCUCGAAGGAGAGCAACACCGAUUUGUCGAAAUUCGAGGAUGGAGACUGUUCUUUAAAAAUAUACGAGAACGAGACGGCACGCGCCAUCUUGAAAGCAGUAUCAGAAUGGUCGACCGAUGUUGGCGCCUUUUCGACUCGGCAAAUCACUUUUGACGAAUAUGGGAAAGAAGUACUCUCUGUCGAUGCAGCUGGUCUUCGCCGAAUCACCACCUACGAUGAUGUCUUCCACACCUUCCCAAUCAAGGUUCUUGAAGAGGGUGAUGGUGUUCAGCACGUGGAGUUGACAGCUUUUGACAACGCCAGUGGUCUUGAGGUCGCCAAACAAGAACCCGAUGGCAUGCUUACGUGUUAUCGCUUGGAUGCUUUCGGGCGAGUACGCGAGAGUCGCGCAAGAGCGGCACUUCAAGGCAGUGACCAGAUAGCCGCACAGCAGUUUCUGACUUGCGAGUCGGUAACAGCAGACGCCAGCUUGAUGACAAUUCUCUUGCAAAGUCAGCUCGAUCCUCACCGCAGUAUCGACUUUGAGAGGCAGCAAAGUCCACCAGGAUCUCCCUACAUUGCGGUCAAGGUUACAACAUUUUCGCACGAGGGCGAUACUGGUCGUCACGAAGUUGUUGAUUACGUAGACUGCAUCAAACAGGUCCGCAAACGUAGCUCCCGAGAUGCGCAAGAUGCACAUGGAACUUGGCUCUACUGGGAACUGGACUCACAAGGCCAGAAAGUGUUCGAAAGUUUGCCCGUUCAAGUCCCCAUGUCCGAUGGCCUGCAGUGGUUGCCUGCCGUCACAGCAGGCGUUCGUUCCGUGAUGGAUGGUCUUGGCCGUCCAGUGUCUCGAGUUCGGCCUACGCAUCAAGGAGGGGACCACUUCAUCGUUACGGCAUCCGCAUAUCUUGAUGGCGGUGCAAGGGUUCAAGAGCGUACGCUAUCUUCCGAGGAUUCAACCUCAUUCACGAAUGCGAAGCAGCUCGCUGUACUGGAACGGCGCUACAUACAUCGCGAGAACGAAGACCUCGUUAUCGAGAACAUAGACGAGAAUGGUCUGAAAUCUACAUUCCAGCAUGAUGCUUUCGGUCGAUUAGUGCAAUGCACAGAUCCCGCAGGACAAGUCGAAACUCGUGCAUACAACACGCGAGGAGACAUAGUCAGUCUCGAUAACGUAUACCAGAACACAACAGCAGAGAAGACAGGUGCAUUUGUCUAUCGCUACGAUGCGGCACACCAGUUAGUGUCGCAGUCCAACGCAGCGGGAGAGACUAUCACUUAUCGACGAGAUGACAAGGGGCGGCUCCUGGAGAAGAUUGGUGGUGAUGGCAGAACAAUUCAAUACACAUACAACAGUUCUGGAUUCGAAAGUGUCUCGUCGAUUACCGUUUAUCGGCAAGGGCCAAAAGAACCUUUUGACCUCCGCUGGGACUAUACAUACGAUCAUCGCGGCCGUGUGCACUCUCGUACGUUAAUUCUCAGUGAUGGCUCAAGCUACACAACAUCUCUGUCGUACAAUUGGCAGGAUCAAGUGGUAGAAAAGGUCCUUCCAGAUGGUGCUCGCUUGCAACACCAGUACCACGGGUCGGUCAUCACGACCAGCAGCCUGACCAGCAAUAAGGACUCUUCGUGGACGUUAAAGGCAGAAACCACUGCUUUCAAUCCCGCGGGAAGGCCAGAGAAGCUUGUGCUCUCUGGCAGUUCCAUUGCGCAACCUUUCACGCAUGUCUGGGCACAUGAUUCGCAGGGCUUCCCUGUCAGCCAUGCCCUCACUUCGAACGGCCAGACACUGGUUGACGAGCAUUACUUCUACAACGACUUAGAUCAGAUCUCGCGCAAACAGGAACUCGUUUCGGGCUCUAUCACUGACUAUAGUUAUCAAGGCAAGCGGCUUGCAUCCUCACAGAUCAAUGGAAAGGACCUCAACUCGUAUGCCUACGAUGAUGCAGGUAACCUCAAAUCCCGGCGCGGGACAGCUAUUGAGUAUGGCCCGGGGUUUGCGAGAGGAAGUAAAGACGAUGCCAGUAUCUUCGACAUUAGAUACGAUAGCGUUGGCCGGACCGCCAAGCGCGUGACUGAGAAGUCUGCGUUUGACUUCGCGUACGAUUCAUUUGGCGCUUUGCAAGGCAUGAAUGACAGUUCUCGCAAGAUUUCUAUCCAAUACCUUGCAGACCAGGAUGGCGAAACGCUGCAACGCAAACACUCUAAUGGAUCUACAGACUUGUUCUUUGACGAUGACUUCAGCAUCCACGUCAGCUCAGAGGGCGAAUCGACGAUUCGACACAAAUUCCAAGGCACUGAUGACCAUAGGGGCACAGUACCUUUGCUGGCCAGCUUAACACAAGCAUGCGAAUCUCUGGCCCCAAUUCGUGCCCUCAAGACCGACUCGGUGAUCAACGUCGCAUUUGCAGACACGAAAGGGAACAUAACGCAUACGUUCGAUGGCAGCAAUGGCAGCUUGAAAGACAAGUUCGACUACGAUGACUUUGGUCUGCUGGCUCCACAAGACGGCACAUCUACCCAAAGGGACAAGAGCGCGUGCUACGAAGGUAACUACACUGAUGACGAGACUGAUCUCGUCAACUUUGGUGGCAGAUGGUACGAUCCUCUUGUGGGCCGAUUCACGACUCCGGACGACAUUCUGGACAUACCUUCUCUCAUUCGUACAGACGGGUUGAACCGGUACACUUUUGAAAAUAAUGAUCCGAUCAAUAAUAUUGAUCCGACUGGGCACUGGACAUGGUCAGCAGUCUUGGGAGUUGUCGCCGGUGUUGCCCUUGUCGCCGCUGCGGUAGUGGUAACUGUGGCCACUGGCGGUGCGGCUGCUCCUCUGGCUGCAGCCGCCGUUGGAUUCCUCGCAAGCGGAGGUGUCGCUGGCAUCUUCUAUUCUGCGAACCAUAGAGAUGAGCAGGACACCGGGAAGUUUUGGGCCGGUUUUGGGACUACUGUACUAGUCAACGGCGCCAUUGGUGCUGCCGCAGGCGCUGCCGGUGCUUUCGCAGGCCCCGCCAAAAUCGCAAGUACAGGUUACCGGAUGCUGGCCAAAGGUGCCAUUGGUGGUACUACCUCCGUACUUUCCAAGGCAGCCGAAAGAGGUACGGAGAACCUGUUCUAUGGCCAGCAUCACAAUCUCUUUGAGGGAGCCGCGACGUCUUUCCUCAUGGGCGCCGCCACAGGAGCUUUCUUCGGCGCCAAAGGCCCCUCGAAGCCGACGAGUGAUUCUCCGAACAAGCUGCUGGGUAUCAACAAAUUUGAAGGCAGCUUCAAAUUGAGGAGUUUCACGGGCGUUCGAAAGAUUUUGGAACCGAAGCCUUAUAACCCGUGGACGGGUUUGACGAAACAAAUAUUGAAGACUGGGGGCAAAGCCGCUUUAAGCCCAACUUGGAAAGUUGGCUACUGGGCAGCGAAAGAAAUGGGCAUUGUACCUAAGUCGAAGUGAAGUUGCUAGCGAAUACUAUAGCAUACAAGUACGAUAUCUCCGUGGCAUCAAAGCGACGGUUUCAUAGGCG
Molecule: messenger RNA, 6747 nt
Organism: Cercospora beticola
Lineage: Eukaryota; Fungi; Ascomycota; Dothideomycetes; Mycosphaerellales; Mycosphaerellaceae
Cellular component (GO): cytoplasm
Source: RefSeq, a predicted model, not a curated record